AUGUCGGAGAACCUGAAACAAAAAGGAUCCAAUCUGGACGCGAUGCUGAAGAACCCGAAACAAGAGGGAUCGAAUCCGAGCACGAUGCCAGAGAACCCGAAACAAGAGGGAUCGAAUCCGAGCACGAUUCCGGAGAACCCGAAACAAAAGGGAUCGAAUUCGGGCACGAUUCCAGAGAACCCUAAACAAGAAGGAUCGAAUCCGGACACGAUGCCGGAGAACCCAAAACAAGAGGGAUUGAAUCCGGGCAUGAUGCCGGAGAACCCUAAACAAGAGGGAUCAAAUCCAGGCACGAUGCCGGAGAACCCAAAACAAGAGGGAUCGAAGGGGGUAUGCCCUAGUGUGAGAUUAGAAAAUGCCGACAAACAAGAUAUGAACAACCCAACCAAAAAUAUGGAAAGAAAGGGAGUAUGCUCCUGUAUGACAACUCACAAACGUGACCAAAGGUGCAAAGAAGGGGUUAUGCCCCAGUAUAAGGCAUGA
This is a messenger RNA of Vitis riparia (riverbank grape), 483 nucleotides long. Its product is annotated as putative surface protein bspA-like. The record is from RefSeq and is a predicted model, not a curated record. The transcript has a single exon. Lineage: Eukaryota; Viridiplantae; Streptophyta; Magnoliopsida; Vitales; Vitaceae. Bases 1 to 483 code for a protein of 160 amino acids.